This is a messenger RNA of Hemiscyllium ocellatum (epaulette shark), 3896 nucleotides long. RefSeq names its product gamma-secretase activating protein (gene gsap). The transcript has 31 exons. Gene Ontology annotation, biological process: positive regulation of amyloid-beta formation. NCBI's taxonomy places the organism in Eukaryota, Metazoa, Chordata, Chondrichthyes, Orectolobiformes, Hemiscylliidae. Gene Ontology annotation, cellular component: trans-Golgi network. Bases 249 to 2819 code for a protein of 856 amino acids. The record is from RefSeq and is a predicted model, not a curated record.
GUCUCUGUGGGACUGCGUGCUGAGUGUGUAGAGGAGUUCCUGGUGUAUUUUGAAGGGGAGAAGUGGAUCAGUGAUGUUGGAUGAUGCACUGCGAUGAGGGAAGCUCAGUUAGUUUGAAGGCAUUGCUUGGAUUUUAGUUGCUGGGGGGGUGUUGUUUUCAUUGUUAUUAAGAGAUUCCGAUCCCGACGUUUCCAGCUGGGGCAGUGGAAGAACAUUUAGUUUUAAAGGUCGGAGGAAGCGCAUUGACAAUGUUGGAAUUAAAGCCUUUUUUUGACAUUGAAGAUGACGUCGUUCCUUGGCUUUUGAAGUGCAGACUGACCCCGUCGGAUGAAAAUGAUUUAUCUACGAGGCCCUCGAGGAACGAGUUACAAAUUGUCCACGUUGAAAUGAAUGGUCAUGUCCUGUACACCUGGAAGGGUACGAAGGGAACCACCUGUAUUGCCGCAUAUGAUCCUCACAACAAGCAAAACAAGCUGCUAUAUGUUUUUGACAAGGAAGUACCUUUGAUUAGUUGCUCUGUCAACAUGGAAAGAACAUUGUUGGCUGUAAGUUUUCUGCAGUGUACAAGAAGUGGUGUACCGUUCGAAACAUUCAGACCAGUAUCCAGGUGUUUGACGUUAUUGCUUGAGAUUCAUCCAGUUAAUAAUACGAAAGUUUUAAAAGCUGUGGACUCUCACGUCAGAGUUCAGUUUGUCUAUCCCACUUCAGAUGCAAAGCUAUAUCCUGAAAACCACCUGCUGGUAAUUUCUGAGGAUGGAUGCAUUGAGCAUAUUCUCAUACGAGUGACUAUUGAAGAAGGUUACAGAGUGACUAUUCAGAAUCCAGAUCGACUUCACAAAGACAUUGUGGCUGAAGAUAUUUUGUGGGCACAGUGGGAUACACAAGGUCAGAGGUUGUUCUAUAUCGUUGAAAAGGAAAACAAUGCACUUCUGACGUGCAUCCAGUUUUACCCAGACAGAAACUAUGAAAAGUUGCUUUCAUUUCCUCUUGGAUUCUCUUUAACAGUUACAAAAUUACGACUCAUCAAUUUUGGAUACAAUAGUUUUCAACAAGAAGAAUCAUCAUUGGAAUUGUUGAAUCUGCAAGUUUUCACAAAUCCUACAGGUACCAUGUCAGUAUGUUACAGUCAUCCUAUGCAAAACAAGCAGGAAUUCACAUAUUCAGUGAUUCUUCUGCAUUAUGGUUGGAGGAGAACAUUUAUUGUUUCUUUGGAGGAAUCUGAUCAAUACGUUAUAAGUGAACCAACCUUCAUUAAUAUUGGUUAUUAUGUAGCUGUUUACAUGCCUGGAUAUUUUUUACACCUCAUCAAUAUACAGCAUCCUAAUUUGGUUUGUCAUAGUUUAUUUCUGUCAGGGAAGGAUGCCAAAGUGAGCCCCUGGAAUCUGCAACAUCCCAUAUUGUCAUUAACUGAUUCACUACUGGAUUGUCAGUUUGGAAAAAUAUAUCAAGCUCAUCUUGACUUGAAGUUAUUCUUGUCAUUCAUGCAUGACAAUAAACUGGAUUGUCAUCAACUCGCAGCAAUGCAUUGCGCAGUCUUCUAUCUCCAGAACAACUCCGAAACAGAAGCACAGAUUAUUCACUGGAUGUGUGGAUUGCCUGUUACUGGCUCUAUUGAUCUUAUUCAGGAAUUCAUCUGUGGUACUUUAUACAGAAAAGCAAUCUCCGAAACACCCCUUGUGGCCAAACUGCUACCAUACUCCUCCUCAAUUAACUGGAAUGGGGAAAUUCCAGGAGUAAGCCAUAGCACAGAAACUAUUCCUGUAUCUGUUUUUAGGAAUACGAUUCAAACACUUAAAGGGUUCUGGGCAGAGCUAAACAGGAAUGUGGAAUUUGUGAAGAAUUUAGAAUGUUUUCAUUAUCCAUGGCACAAUAACAGCUCCAGACUAAUCAAAGCGCAACUGUGUUCAGAAAUGAAAGUGGAUGAACGGGCAAAGCAACAUUUCAGAAAUAUUUUCGAAAAUGCCAAAACGAUUCUUUCGAAAGUGGAUACAUGUUCCUCGGAACAGAAAGCUGUUUCCUUCUUUCAGGAAGAAGACCGCCACCAGAUGGUGCUGAUAGGACUGAUGGUUGAGAGACUGAAGGAACACCUUAUGAAAUAUCUUCAUUAUAUAGGAAAGAAGAAGAUUGACCUGAUAGUUAACAACUAUGCCGUGACCUUGCUUGAAUGCAUCUGGCAGAUCAUAGAUAAGAUAUGGAAUAAGUACAGCCUCAACACCCACAUCCUGUGCUUGUCUAACAGAGAGAAAAUAAAUUCUGCAGAGUUUGUUGUAUUCCACAUGAUGACCCGUGUUUUGGAAGCUGCUGAAGGACUAUUUCUACCUUUACCUCCAGGUUAUCAUACAGUUCACAUAACCAUUGCUGCACGAUGCCUUCCUUUACACACUUUACUGCAUUAUAUUGAUAUUGGAGUGUUGCAUCCAACAGAACGGUUUGUUACCAAGCUACUUGAAGAAGUUGAUAAUUCUGCGACCAAUGAAAGAUUCAAGUUCAGCAUCGCAACAAGAAUUCCAGAAACUAUUGGACAGAAGAUAUGUCACCUCUGGGAUCAUCCAGUCAGUUUAUCCUGUAUUGCUAGGAACCAUGUGAAAACACUGCUGAGUGAACUUCGCACCUAUGAGAAAUCAUCAGCUUUUUCCCUGAACGAGCAGACUCCAUUUGAGUCUGAGUUUUUGCCACUGACUUGCCUAACAAGAGUCUUAACAGAAGUAGAGGAUCAAGCAUUAAGCCAUUUAGAGGAAUCCGAAAAUGUGGAUGCAAAGUUUGUGGAAGAAGUAGCACUGAAGCAGACAUUAACUUUCCUUGGUCUUGAAAAUAAGUGACAUAAGCAAGGACACAUUAAAGGGGAAACAUUUGAUACUGAUAUCUUUCAAGAAAUAAUUUAAUUUUUUGCUUGGUUAUUUGCCACGUGUAAAAUAGAAAUAAUCAAGAUACACAUCAAGGUAAAACAAAACUUGUUCAAAGAGCGAGAGAGAGAGCAAUCUGUGGUCUAAUUAUGUAUGUAUUGGUUCCAUUUAAUUACCAACACUAAUUCUGUUUGUUAAAUUGAGUUGAGACACUUCAGAUUCUAAGCUGAACUACAACAGUGUUCAGAGGAUGAUUUUUGACAAUGACUGUUGCAAUCUCAUGAUGAUGGACAUGCUGAAACCUGUGGUUCAGCCCAAUUUAUGAUUCCAAAUGAAGGAAAACAUGUAGUAGGAAGCUUUUUAAGAAAGUCAAACAGGUUUUAAAACAUGUGGUAUCUACCAUAUGUGCAAUUUUAAUUCCCUGAACACAAUGUUUUAAAAGAAAAUACUCAAAUUACACAAUAUUAUUUAUUUACUUAUUAAAUACAUGACCACAGUAGUUAAUCUGUAAAAUAUUUAACAAUAGAUGGUGUAGUAUCUGUAGUUUUGGGAAUAUGCUUCAGUAAGAUGUUUGUUCUAAGUGAUAAAACAAAAUGUUACUUUCAAAUGUUUGAGUCUCAAGAAAACAUUGCAUCAAAUGCAAUAGAAAUACACCUUUUUGAAUACUUUUGAAUGCAUGCAGUUGAUAUCCUUCUAUCUACUUCAAUAUAUAACCUAUUUUGCAAUAAGUUUGACUAAAAGUUAAUUUGUAAAACUUGGUCUUGAUUUUCUGGAAAAAUAUGUAUCGCUGUGGAAGUGAUUGUAGAUCAAACAUUUGCACAGGGACUGAGCAUUUAUAGAAUAUGCAGUCUUCCAUUUGUACUUCAAAUGCUUGAAUUUUUAAAGUCACAAAUAUGAAACUAUUAAUUCCCAUGAUAAAGCUACAUUUUUCUACAUGUAAAGUUAUGUAAGAUUUGAUUUGAAACAAUGUACAUAAAUAUAGAAUUAUUACUCUGUGCUACAUUUGAUGUGUGUUGCUCGACAUGUUUUAGAAAGUCAAUAUGUUGCUGAUUG